UGUUAAACAGAACAUAUUUAUCAAAUCAUUCAUCAUUUUGAACAUUGAAUUCAUAUAGAAAUAACGUAAGGCAAUAGUAUCUUUGAUUAGGAUAUUUUGAACCAAAUCCGUCAACAAACAAACGUUUAACAAACGGAAGAAUGAACAGAGGGAUAUAUAAACUGAUGGAUUGAAAAUUGGAUGGAUGGCUUCUCUGUAUCUCUACUUGAACUUUGUUUGUUGUGAUAAAUGAGGGUUAUGUUUUGGGAGGUUUUGGAUAUGGGGUAUAUCCUGAGGGAAAUGUAGAUAUCUUACUGGGGCCCAUAAGGUUUCGAUUCUAUAUCCCGCUGUUAUGUAGCUGAAACCUCACUUGUCAUGGGAUAAAAAGAAAUAUUUAGUCUUUUGGUAUCAAAGGCCAAAAUAGAUCCUUGUCAAAUCAUCGGGAGAUGAAUAGAUAAUAUAUGGUCAUUAGGAUGAAAUGAUUGCUUUAUGUCAAACUUAAAUGUUAAUUGAUUCAAAAACUCAUUCUAAUGCUUCACUGUUUACGAACCAUCAUGAAACAAAUGUUAAGUCACCAUAAAGUAGGAUUAUUAGUUCUAAUUACAACAUUGAUUUUUACUUAUUUGAACGUCCAAAAUAUGAGCAAAGAAAAUAUUAUGAUAAAAGAUGCUUUAAAAGUUGAAGGUGGUGAAGAUGCUGAGUACAAUGAUGAAAAAGUGAAACACAUAAUGUCAAUGACAGCAGAAGAAAUUCAGGAAUCCUAUACAAAUGAUUGCUCCAACACCAAGAUCGAUAAGUGGGUUCAACAAGAAAGAACUGAGAUUGAAGAUGAAGUAUCUAACAUAAAAGGACACAGACUCCCAGAUAUCAUCCUGAUUGGUAUGUUUAAAGGAGGUACUGGUACGCUAAACACAUGGUUGCCAAGCCACCCACAGGUUGCUAGGGUAAAACUUUCUGGUUACUAUGCAACUGAUGAAAAGUAUAAGUUGAGUCAUAGAGAGCACUUGUUACUGAUGCCAAAUGUCUCAGAUGAUGAAAUAAUAUAUGAACGAUGCACUGAAUGUUUCACUAAACAAGCCGCGAGAGAAAGAAUCUUAGCUGCAUAUCCACAAAGAAAUGUUAAGCUUUUUGUGAUGGUUCGUGAUCCAAUAGAGCGGCUAAUAUCUGGAUAUGUACAAAAUGUUAUCCAAAACAAGACAACAAAAAACAAAGUGCAAAUAAAGAAAACUUUUGAAGAAUAUAUAUUCUACUCAAAUGGGACCAUACGAACAGAUACAGAAUAUUUUCAAAAAAGUUUUUAUGUAGCUCAUUUUGCAAAAUGGCUAAUGCUAUUCCCAAAGGAAAACAUUCAUUUAAUUGAUGCAGAAAUAUUCACGAAAACCCCAUGGAUAGAACUCCAGAAAAUAGAACAGUUACUAAAAAUUGAUCACUUCUUCACGAAGGAUCGAUUUCCUACUAACCCCGAAAAGCCCAACUUCCGUUGUUUUAUAAAAGAUUAUGAAGAAGGAAUGCAAUGUAUGGGAGAAGCUAAGGGUAGAACUCAUCCAAACAUUUCAGAAGAAACGAUGCAAACAUUGAGGAAAUAUUUCAAACCAUUUAAUGAACAAUUUUUUACCCUUGCAGGUCAGAAGUUUGCAUGGAGUGUUUAUUAUGAAUGAACAGAAUAAGCACCGAGUUAUGUUUAGAUAGAUAUUGAUAUGAGAGGACAUGCAAUUUGACACUCAAUUAUUUGGUGAUACGAGGAAUUUCAAAUUGGUUAAUUCAAACUACAACUUUGACGAACACUGUAACAACUUUGAAGUAUCAAUCUAGGUCAACAUUAACCAACAUUAUAAUGACUCAAGCUUAGUAGAAGUAUUCAGAAAUGGCUGAUCUAACUGCUUAAUAAAUGGAUUAUAGUGCAAAUGUCUAAAGACCCCUUACAGUAAGAGUAAUAACGGCUUACCUGUAAGAAACUAAUGGGGAACUUAGGAUGUUCCUCUGUGGUGACCCAGAGGCGGAAACUAUCAUGCACAUUUUCUGUCUCUACAACUGUAUUGAGGACUUCAUCCAUGAAAUUGAGUCCCAAAUGACAGUUCUGUAGCAAUACCCAGCCUCCAUUGGCCAUAGCAUUUGCCAUUAAGGCACGUGCGUGAACCUCUUGACCUUGACCCAUGGAGAUUGCUCUGCACUCUGAAAAUGAACGCAAACAAUAACAAUUGAGGUAUAUAUAGAUCAUCGUUCAAGAUUGGGCUUCACUGCUACAGCAGAUAUGGAAAGAAGUG
Molecule: messenger RNA, 2243 nt
Organism: Owenia fusiformis
Lineage: Eukaryota; Metazoa; Annelida; Polychaeta; Sabellida; Oweniidae
Source: the annotation of a GenBank genome assembly